This is a messenger RNA of Epithele typhae, 372 nucleotides long. Its product is annotated as vacuolar protein sorting 55 protein. Gene Ontology annotation, cellular component: endosome; Vps55/Vps68 complex. The transcript is spliced from 3 exons. Gene Ontology annotation, biological process: late endosome to vacuole transport via multivesicular body sorting pathway. NCBI's taxonomy places the organism in Eukaryota, Fungi, Basidiomycota, Agaricomycetes, Polyporales, Epitheliaceae. The record is from RefSeq and is a predicted model, not a curated record. The annotation marks the transcript as partial.
GUUAUCCUCCUCUCCUUCGUGUUGGCAGUAGGUUUCCUGCUUGUCAUCCUAUCCUGCGCGCUCUGGGCGAACUGGCUUCCCCUUCUUGUUGCCUUGACAUUCGUCCUCGCUCCCUUGCCCAACGCCGUGUUCGCUCGCUGUGGAGGAGACGAUUUCUCCACCGAGUAUGAUGGCUCAGGUCCCGUGGAUCUCGGUCGCUUCAUCACUGCGUCGGUCGUCGUAACUGGGUUUGCGCUCCCCCUCGUUCUUGCACACUCCGAGGUCAUCGCCAAAGGAGCGUGCGCGAUGUCGAUUGCUGGUGGAGCACUCGUGUACGGCACAAUCAUGGCGUAUAGUCAGACAUUCAAGGAGGACAGUUCGGACUUUGAGUGA